AUGGAUAGCAAAGAGCUACUGCCAAGGCAACAGGAUGAAUUGCUGUCGGAACAUCUCUCGGGUGUUGGAGGAUACCCUGCUGCCUCUCGAAGAUCUUCACAGUCUCUGACAUCACCCCCACAGGCACAGGCUAUGUCCCAGCAGCAAUUGUACGCGGUGCUCCAUCAACAGCAGCAACAGGAGCAGCAGCAACAAGAGCAGCAGCAACAACAAGAGCAACGGCAACAGCAAGACCAACGGCAGGAGCAGCUGCAACAACAUCGGUUUCAGCAUUCUUGGUCACAACAACCGCUUCCACAACAAGCACAAGCACACCAAGCCUAUCAACAGCAGCAACAAUACCGGCAGCAAUCAUAUCCACCACCACAUCCAUCCAGGAACCAGGAAGGGCUCUAUAUUUCGGAUCUUCAACGACACAAUUCGACGGCAUCUGCAAGAGGACCAAUGUCAACUGGCUACCAAGGUUACGGACCGCCAAUGAUGUCACCCAUGAAACAGCAGGAUGCAUUUCGUCCCAUGCCAAACAUGCAGGGUGGUCGGUCUCCAGUCAUGAGGUCCAGCAGCAUGUAUGUCGCCAACACAGGGCCACCUGGCGGUUUGCGUUACCAGCCCUCGAUGUUUCGUCCUCAGCCCCCACGAAACACCGAAUCUGCAUACCCCGAGCAACAGCAGCAGAGGCAGUACGAGCAUUUCGAACAGCAGGCACGCUACUACCGAGAUGCCAGUCCCUCAACCGCCAACGCUCAGGAUCAGUCCCCGCCUCAGCCUCCACGCGGCGCCGAUCCAUAUGGAGCGCCAUAUCGACAUUUGACUUACCAUGGAGUGUACGCUGGACAACCUCAGCCUCGACCACCUCUUAACCCUCGACAGCAACAAAUUCAACAGCUUCAGGCUCAGCGGUCACUCAACCUCGGUUAUUUGGGACCAAAUCGCUUCUCUAUCGCAUCCCGAGAUCAGCUUCCCACAGCACCCUCGCCAUCAGUUUUUUCGGCCACCCAGCCUGAACCCAAAUAUCCAGAAGCGCUAGGCCCAUCAACCAAACCUGCAGAAGAGAGCGAUGCUGGAUCGAAUUCACACCCUUCCGCCUCAACGGAUUCGCUCGCACUGUCAGAGUCGGGAAUUGUCACAGGGCCGUCACAUGAGCCUUACCGUAGAGGCAACCGCCGCAACAGUAUCUACUCUACAUAUUCGGUUGGAUCUCCUGUGACAUCAGAGAGGGUUCUUCGGCCCAUGUCGGCUGUGGUCGAGCCCAGUCCACGGUUCGUAGUUUCACCAAACAACACUCACAGCGCAGUUGGUGCUUCUCACAGCUCACUUGCGGGAUCAGGAUCGGACCCUCAUUGGAGUACGGCAACCCCAAGUCACGGAGGAGGAAACUCUGUCCUUUUGCAGGCCAAGGCACGAGCUGCUCAGUCGAACGCAUGCUACUCUCACCAAGUAACUCUGUCGUCGAUCCCAAGCAACGAGGAGGUGCCACCUAUGCCGGGAAAGAUGACUUCCAAGACAGGCAAAGUACGGAUCCAGCUUACGUUCGACCGACCGUUUUUCAAUGCAGGAGGCGAGCUUUCGGGACGUUUGGAGAUUCAAUGCUCUUCCUCUCGGUCUGUGAUGCUGGCCGACAUGAUUAUCGAGUUGGUUGGAUACGAAGCAUUGGCCAAGGAUCAUUUCGUGCCAAAGAUAUUUCACAAGACCGUGUUACGGCUACAGGACAUCCGGCACCCCUCACAGGCUGUACAAGAGAAUAUCGAGCCAGAUGCUGACGGCUACUGGUUGGCACGAAAGGGGCGCACCAUCUUUCCUUUCCGGCUCAGUAUCCAGGACUCCCUACCCAACUCCUACGAUUCGAAACUAGGUCAAGUCCGCUAUAUCGUCUCAGCAAUUGCGGUAAUGAAGGCGAACCAGAGCAGGGAGGUUGUGAACCAUACCCGCGAGUGCUUUAUUUAUGAGACCUGGACGACAGAUGAUAUCACAGAGGCCCGACGCAAGUCCGUCAAGGCCGACACAAGCAAGCGGUUAUUCAUGGGAGGAGAGGGCAGCCUGGAGUUGUAUGCUGAGCUGACUCGCACUAUGGUCAGCUCCGGGGGUAUCGUCUAUGUCAACGUUGGCGUCAAAAACCUCACCAAGAAGAAGAUCAUGGGGAUCAAGCUGUCGCUUUGGAGACAUAUCGCCGCAUCACACUCGCGGUCAAGCUUCAGCAGUCACUCUUCGACGCCUAGUUCUCGGGACCAGGACAAUAUCAAAAACUAUAGCGAGAUCAUUUACAAGGGUGAGGAUUUUGCGUUCGACAAUGACGAUCCUAGGGUCGUCGUCUUGCCUGUCUACAUCCCCUCGGGAGUUUACUCGUUGCGUCAUACCUCCUAUCUCCACGUUCAGUUCUUUGUCCAAGUCAGUUUGAUGGCAUCAAUGAGCAAGGCCUUGGCAGUGGAGUUACCGAUCUAUAUCGCCCACGCCUCGUCCUGGUCUGACCCUCCGCCCAGGAUACCCCGCGAUUUCACAUUCCCAGUGCAUGAGGACGAGCCCGUCAAGAAGAACAAGACUGGGGUGUUUUCCAAGAUGAAGACUAACUCGCUCCCCACUCACCAGAAUGGAUUCGUAAACAGCUCCGGAUUGAAAAAGUCGAGCGGCCUUAAUGGAAGCACUAGCAAUCUCAACGGCGUUGCCUCUGCUGCUUCGAGCAAAUCUGGAGCGUCAUCUGAAGCGACUACGUUGAAGAACGAAAGUUUACAUCCCUCGACGCGCCGUUCCAGACUCAAGGAUCCUGAUUCUCCGACGAGUGUUCUCGACUUUUCUCAAGCUGGCAACCUCUUUGUUGUCAAUCCUGAUGCUGCCAGUAUUUCUGCUAGCUCUGAGUCUGGAUCUGCCCUGAAGAAGUCCAUAUUAUCACGUCCUCCGCCCCUCCCAAUCACAUAUGACCCAGAAUCACGACCAUCGUCAACCGAGAAAUCGCCACUGAUGCUCGUUGAUACUUUGUCGCCCAAGACCACCGAGGAAGCUGAGAUGGAGCAUUUUACAAAGGAAGAGGAUGAAGAACAGGAUUUCGACAUGAGCCGAGCAACCAGCCUCACUAAGCGCAAUAGUGACAAGUCGGACAGGUCUAACAAGUCGGACAAGUCGGACAAGUCGGACAAGUCUAACAAGUCGGACAAGUCUAACAAGUCGGAAAAGUCUAACAAGUCGGACAAGUCAAACAAGUCGGGCAAGAUGGGUCUACGGAAAACUCUUGCGAAGCUGUCGAUCGCCAUUCCUUCUCACAGCAGUUCCACCCAUCACUCGGGCAUGUCCAAUAGCUCCAAGGUCAGUCCACGCGUACUACCAACCACUCCUCGGUCGUCCAAGAGUCUUACCUUGACGAGCUCGGAAGAGACGGGGUCUCCGAGAAGCGAUCAUGGAGACAGGUCGUUGUCGCGCAAGUCAAGUAGCUCUAGUAUGGGGUCCUUCACACACGGCUUUGAAAGGCACUCCUGCAAGUCGAGUACGGUAUCUACAAGGGUUGUCAACAUUUCGCCUGGAUCUGGUUCCACCGAGUCUGGUUCUCUGCUCUUGUCCAAGAUGUCGUCCUCGAGCAACGGAUCCGCCCCACAGUCCAACACAACCUCAGCCAACCCUUCGCGAUCGUCUUCGCCUGCACUUCCUUCUGCAUCCUCGAGUGCUGCUGACAGCACUGAGGAGCCCAACAUGCGAGAACGGCUUCACGAGAUUGGUCAACUGGCCAUGACGCCCGCCGUUCCAGAUGUUCGGUUGCACCGCGGCACUCCCAUUAUGGAGGAGAUGGGUCGGGAGGGUUAUUUCGAGGCAAGCGACGAUCAGCAGCAGUCCCGACCGACAACACCAGGUCCUUCCGAGAACCAGUUCAUGACCCUCCAGUCCUCCCCAGCUACGCCCAACUCUGCUAAUCGUCCAUGGGAUAUGCCUCGCAACUUUUCGACCACCAGUUUGGCUUCUUCGUUACACUCCGAGGGCGGUCAGUGCGCACAGGAGAUCCGUGACGAGUACUAUUAUGGACGGGGUAGUCGUUCGAGGAACAUGUCCAUCGAGUCUUUGGAUACACUGAUUGCACCCCCACAAGUUGGCAGGGCCGCGAAGAAUGAUGACGCUGAGUUGUACACGACGAAUGACGAGAUCUAUGACGACUCUUCAGUUCCAGUGCCACAGGGCCAUGGCCACGGUUUGGAGGCGAGCCGGGGAAUUUAUGGAUCGAUAGCUCAACAGCAAGCCCCUACGUGUGAUGGGGUUGGAGAUGGGCACCUGGCUGAGCACCGCGUUGUUCAGCAUGCCAUGUCACACCAACAGCAGCAACUCCAGCAAGAGCGAGUCCAGCAUCUCGAGUAUCAACAACAACAGCAACAGCAGCAACAGCAGCUCCAUCACCAACAAAAUCCCCAGUACCAGCAGCCACAGCAAGUCGAUCAGCAGCAACAGCAGGGAUGGAUUAGCGGGAGAUACGAGGAACCCGCCACAGCCCCCGCUACCACUCAAUCGCCUGCAGACCUCAUGUUGAACCAGCACCCAGGCAUGGAAGGGUACGCUUCGAUCACACCUUCCGCUCAACAUUCACCUGUUCGUCUGAAUGAGGUGCCUACUGGCCCUAUUUUCCAACGCGUCCAAAGCCCCGAGGCAUUUUACGGUGGUGAAGAGUACGUUCGUCCACUUCAGGCACGAACUCUCAGCCAUCAUUCUUCGCGGCCUCAUUCACGUACGUCAUCAAGUCAUUCUAUCGUUUAUCAAACCCCUGGCGACCUAAGCGGGGUUUCAACACCAAGAUCAGCCAUUUCGCUCCAGCAGAUGGAGAAUAUGUCGCGAUCAUCAUCUCCAAUGGUUCGGGACCCAAUCCUCAGGAACACCAGCAUGGAGAACGUUGUUAAAUUUGAGAGAUCGAACUCAGGAGCACUCUCGCAUACUUAUCAGCAACAAUCACCGAUGUCUCAGGAACUACAGUCGACUGUAUCGAGGGAAGGUCAGUUUACACCCGAGAUCUAUUCUACGCCCAUGUUGAGCCAGAACGAGCCUAUGAUGGAGAGCAGCAACAUCAACAACAGCGGUGGUCUUGGCGGCACCUACUCUCUUUCACCCGCCACUGGCCUCUCACAGCCAACAACUCCAUUGUCAACCUCGACUUCGUUCCAGUCCGACAACCUUCGCUUGACACCUAGCGAUUUGGGUGUCAGUAUGCAACUCGGUGGAGGCGGUGUGAGGGAUCAGCAACAGCAACAGUUCCAUUCACAGGGUUCAGGUGCGACAGGGUAUUCAGGAGCGCCUGUCUACCGUGAGGGCAAGUACAGCACAGCCCUCCAGCCAGACGUUUAUAGCCCACACCCGAGUCGAUCCAACUCUCGUCAGAUCUCACCCAAGCAAUGGCAUGCUGAGGUUCUUCUCCCCGCCCAACAUGCCGUCGUUCCUCCACAGCGGCAACAGCAGCAGUCAGUCGAGGCGAUGCCAGUUCAGGUCGUCGUGCAACAGAUGACUGUUCCUCGGCAGCCUUCUUUGGAUCCUAUGACUGCCCCCAGGCAAGUGAGCAUCCCAAGUCUGAAGGAGCAGGAUGGCGAGCAUCAGAUUGUCGUUGACGCAUCCAAGCCCCCAGGAGUCGCGUACCAGGCGGUGGUGGAUUACCAGGCUGGAGAGAUGCAGGUGGCGACUCCAGCCCUGACAGUUGAUCAGCAGUCACAGUUUGAGAGCCACUCGUUGCAGCAUUCAAUCUACAAUGAUGAGGAUCGACAGGCACUGUACCAGCCCAGGACGCAGUAUCUGUCAGCUUCUGCCUCGGUCCCAGCAUCGGCCUCGGGUUCAGCCUUGAUUUCACCCUCACGUUUGGAAUUUUUUAAUGCUCAUUCGCCACCAAUGGUGGAUGUAGCAGGAGGAAGAGAGUCAUAUGCCAACACGGACUACUUGCAACUUACUCAGCCUGUAACUGCUCUCGGAGGAGUCCCUGCAGACAUGAUGAGUGUUGUGUCACCACCUCCGAUCACAGGUCGACCAUGGAGUCAAGUUCCGUCUGCUUCUUUUGGCUCUAUCCCGGCUUCGAUGCCUAUGAAGGAUCAUCGGACAAGUCUGCCAUCAAGCGGCGCGUCCUAUCAACCACAGAGUUCUUAUGCCAGCAUCACAGAGCAGGUGCCAACCAGUCAGCGCAGUGUUGACGAUGGAGAGGCUGUUGCGAUGGCACUGCGGGCACACCAAGAGACUGUCGAUCGUCAGGAGGAGCUCACAAGGCAGCAGGAGAAAUUGGCGCGUCAGCAGGAAGUGUUGGCCCGCCGGGAGACCAUUAGUCGACAAGAGGCAGUUGCGCUCGCUCAACAUCAGCAGGAGGCCCUUGCUCGUCAGAAUGCGUUCGCACAGCAGGAAGGCAAGGCUAGGCAGGAAGCACUCGCUCAACAGGACGCGCUCUCUUACCAACAGGAGCAGCGGGAACGGCAGUUGCAACAACAUCAGCAGGCGCAACAAUUUCAGCAACAGCAACAGUUUCAACAUGAGCAACAGCAUUUGUUAUUGCAGCAGCAGCAUCAGCAACAGUUUCAAGAUUCUACUACUCGAUUCUCUGGAGGGGCUGUUAGUGGUGGUAGCCCUGGUACUCCUUCUGGACCGACGCUUGAGAUUCUGAUGAUGUCUCCCCCAACCUCUCAGCCUGCCCUUCAUCAGAACCCUGGACUUGUGCGAGGGCUUUCGGAUCAGGAGUUUUCCGGAGGAGGAGGAGGAGGAGCUUAUCGGAUGAGUCCUCGUGGGUAUGGUGAGCAGGAGAUGGGAGUCAGAGUUGGAGGACAGGUGGCACCAGGAGGACCAUCAUUGGUUGUACCGGAUGCGAUUUCAGAUUUGGCCGAGGCUAUUCGAUCGAUUCAGCCGUCUCCUGUGGGGAGUGACAGUAGUACUGGCGGGGCUGAGUCUCGAGGACACCUUUACCAUCAGCAACUGCAACUGCAACAGCAGCAUCAACUUCACCAACAGCAGCAGCAGCGUCAGCAGCAACAUGGAUUGACGCCAGUGCCACCUCGGGCCGUGGGUGAUGAUAAUAGUAUUGUCGAUGCAAGUAGCAGAAGGGCGUCUCCUCUUGUUGGUGCUGGUGGUGAUGGGAGGAUGUUGAGUGGAUCAGGCGAUAAGGAGGAGUUUGACGAGUAUCGGUGGAUGUCGCCUGGUGGAGGUGGAGGUGGAUUGAGUGUGACCAACCCAGAUCGAUGA
Linnemannia hyalina is the source of this 7164-nucleotide messenger RNA. NCBI's taxonomy places the organism in Eukaryota, Fungi, Mortierellomycota, Mortierellomycetes, Mortierellales, Mortierellaceae. The record is from the annotation of a GenBank genome assembly.